AUGGAAAACCAAAACCAAUCACAUAGUAAUGAAAAUGAUAUAAAAACUGAAAAAGGGAAUGAACAAGAACAACAACAAUUGAAAAUCUCUGAAGAAGAAGAAGAAAUUGGAACAGAAAUUAAUGAUGGGCAAGUUACAAAAUCAGAUGUAGAAUUUAUAAAAGAGUUUUUAGAAAAUAAACCAAAAGAAUUUAUUGAAUUUUUAAAUAAUAACAAUAUACCACUUGAUUCUUAUAAUAUUUCAAGUAUACCAAGAUUUAUUAGAAUUAAACCAAAUAAUAAUAAUAAUAAUAAUAAUAAUGGAAAUGAAUUAAUUUCUAUAAUUGAAAGUGAAAUAAAAACUAAAUUAAUUCCACUUAAUUGGUUACCAAAUUUUUAUAAACUUGAAGAUUCUUCAGUCAAUAUAUCAUCAUCAAAAUCAUAUAAAAGUGGUAUUUUUUAUGGUAUGGAUGCAUCAAGCGGAGCAGCAAUUUUAGCAUUAAAUCCAAAACCAGGUGAUAAUGUAUUAGAUAUUUGUUGUGCACCAGGUACAAAAUUAUGUAUGAUAUCAGAUUUAUUAGAAGGAAAUGGAACAAUCACAGGUGUUGAUAUAUCAGAGAGUAGAUUAGGCACUUGUAAAACUAUUUUAAAAAAAUAUAAAAUACCAAAUGCAAGAUUAUUCAUUUGUGAUGGUACAAAAUUCAACUCUUUAGCACCAAACUCAUCUGAAACAAUUCCAAUGGAAAAAGUUCAAGCUAAAAAGAAAUUAAAACUUAAUAAUAAUAAUAAUAUUACAACAACUACAACUACUACUACAACUACAUCAAUAAAUAAUUUUAAAGAAAAAGAAGAUGAAAAAGAAGAUGAAAAAGAAGAUGAAAAAGAAGAUGAAAAAGAAGAUGAAAAAGACAAUAAUAAUAAUAAUAAUAAUAAUAAUAAUAAUAAUAAUAAUAAUAAUAAUAAUAAUAAUAAUAAUAAUAAUAAUAAUAAUAAUAAUAAUAAUAAUAAUAAUAAUAAUAAUAAUAAUAAUAAUAAUAAUAAUAAUAAUAAUAAUAAUAGUAUAGUAUCAGAUCUGGUUGAAAAAAAAAGGAAAUCAAAAAGGGCUAGUAAAAAGAAAACAUUUGAUUUAGAAGAUUUAUAUUUUUGUAAUACAUUUUUUAUGAGAUAUAGUGUUGGUGGUGGAUUAUAUGAUAAAGUUAUAGUUGAUGCAGAAUGUAGUUUAGAUGCAUCAAUUCGUCAUUUAUUAAAAUAUUCAAAAAUUAGUAGAAAUUUAGAUUUAGAGAAAUCAAAACAAUUAAUAAAUUUACAAAAAGGGUUAAUUGAAAAUGGAUUUAAAUUAUUAAAACCGGGUGGUCAUUUAGUAUAUAGUACAUGUAGUUUUUCAAAAGAUCAAAAUGAAUCAGUUGUUCAAUAUCUUUUAAAUAAGUAUCCAGAUACUUCAAAAUUAAUACCAUCAUUUACAACUCAAAAUGAUAUUAUAAUACCAUUUUCACCUGGUUUCAUUGAAAAUACUUUUAGAUUUUAUCCAAAGAAUGGUACAAGUGGUAUGUUUAUUUCUAAAAUUGAAAAAAUUAAAUAA
Dictyostelium discoideum AX4 is the source of this 1557-nucleotide messenger RNA. RefSeq lists its product as hypothetical. Lineage: Eukaryota; Evosea; Eumycetozoa; Dictyosteliales; Dictyosteliaceae. The record is from RefSeq and is a predicted model, not a curated record. Gene Ontology annotation, molecular function: RNA binding; RNA methyltransferase activity; methyltransferase activity. The coding region runs from base 1 to 1557 and encodes 518 amino acids. The transcript has 2 exons.